Seminavis robusta is the source of this 2946-nucleotide messenger RNA. NCBI's taxonomy places the organism in Eukaryota, Bacillariophyta, Bacillariophyceae, Naviculales, Naviculaceae. The record is from the annotation of a GenBank genome assembly.
GCGGGCGGAAAUGCCAUUUUGGACAUGAUGGAUGUCAAUCCAACUCCUGUGAACAUGGGGGCUCCGGCUCCUGUGGAUUUUGGGACUACUGUCAGCCAGCACCUCACGACACACGAGCAUCAUCAGCAUCAGCAACACCACCCAAUGGCAUCGUUGCAGCAUCAGACCAUCCAAGUCCAGGGUCAAUCUCUCCAACUGCCAGAACCCGCCAAGGCAGGGGAAGAUCAAAACGAGCCAUAUGGAAUGCCACAACAGCAGCAGCAGCAAGCCCCUCUUCCUCCAGCUGCGCCGCCGAUUCAGGUAUCGAAUUCCGAACCACAGGACCAAUCCCAGCAACAAGACAUGCAACCUACGCCUCAUGCAGGUGAACUCGUGGCGGCUGCCGCUUCUGUCGCCAUAUCGGCCCUCAACGCCUCCUUUGAUACGGGUGCUGGCGCCUCAACUAAUUUGGAACCAGAAGGGACUGCCACUACAGCUACUUUGGAUUCAGAAGGGACUGCUACUACAGCUACUUUGGAGCAAAAAGGCGCAGCUUCCUUGGAGCAAAAAGGCGCAAAUGAGGAGGAGCCUGCCGUUUCCCCGCCAAAGGAAGUUCCUACAGCCACUCCUGUGAACGAAAGUACUAAUAACGACCAAGAAGAGUCGGAAAAGAAGCGACCUGCUGCUGCUGUUAGUGAGGAUGUCUCGACAGAGGACUCGCCGACCGACAAAAAACUCAAAACAAACGAUGGUACAGCGGUCGCCGCCCCUCCUCCUGACGCUGCCGCCGCUACGGAAACUGCGGAUGGAGAAGAGAACGAUGCGGCAGAAAAUGCCACGGACGACCCGGACAAGAAAAAACCGGGUCGGAAACCUGGAAGUCUCAACAAGAAGAGAAGCAUUAGCAAUUACAAUGCAAGUUGGAACGACAUGUUCUUUGCCCUGAUGGCAUUCAAAGCCAAGCUAGGGACAUUCCACGUUCCAAACAACACGAAACUUGGCAAGUGGGUCACCAAACAGCGACAGGAAUAUAGUAAGCUGCAACGAAGAAAGAUCACCUAUCAUCAAUGUCAUGAACUGAGCGAAGAACGCAUCCAGGUCUUGAACAGCUUGGGAUUCAUAUGGGAUACCAUGCUGCAUGAGAAUGGUCGCCGUUGGAAUCAGCGAUUUGAAGAACUGAAAAAGUGGAAAGAAGAAAAUGGCCACUGCAAUGUGCCCCAAUCGACAAGCCUUGGUCAGUGGGUGAAGAUUCAACGAGAAAACAAGCGCGAAGCAGAUCUCAAGGCUGCUGGAAGGCUUCCAACGAGAACAAAACCAAAGCCGUGCUUGGCACCUGACCGAAUCGAAAAGCUCACCUCGAUUGGGUUCCAAUGGCGUGUGGCAGCCCCUGUCACCGGGUGGGACAAUCGAUACAACCAGUUGCUGGAGUACGCCAAAAUCCACCACGGAGAUGUGAAUGUCCCUCAAUAUUAUCCGCAAGACAAGGCAUUCGGGCGUUGGGUGAUGAAACAACGGAGCGAGUAUUCGCUACGCCUUCGUGGGCUAAAGUCGCAGCUAACAGAUGAACGCGUGGAAAAACUCAACACUAUUGGCUUUUCCUGGGUAGCCCCCAACUUCAAGCGCAAAGUUACUGUGGGCAUUGCAAAGGGCUCCCCAGCUGCGAGCAUCGCCGCAGCCAUACAUCAUCUUGACCCCGCACAAGAAAUCAAUGAGGCCGACAAGCUCGAUCCCGAAGGCAACAAAAACCUUCGAGCUGAGACGAACGAUGUGGUCCACAACGAGAACGACAAUCCCGCUGGUGCCAUGCCACAACCUGUUCUUGUGGAGGCCGCAGCCCAAGCACCUCAUGCUCCACCGCCGCACGCACCGGCCCCACCUCCGCAACAACCGCAGCAACACCAUGAGGUGCAGCCGCAGCCCCAGAUGCAUCAACCACCUCAGCAACCAAUGCCGCAGCAGCCCCCUCCACUUCAACAGCAGCAGCGGCAGCCACAAGACCCACCCCCACUUGGUGCUCAAGCUCAGCAGCAGCCGGUACAUCCAUCUGCGCCCCAGAUAGUUCAUCAUCAUCAUCACCAUGUUCCUCCUCUGGGUGCUCCAGGUGACGGCUUUAAUCCACUGCACCAUGAUCAUCACCAGCACGCACACCCGAUGCAUCAUGAUCACAAUCCUUAUCAAAUGAAUCCCCAUCAAGUGCCGAAUCAGCCACACCCGAUGCAUCCGCAUCAUCAUCAUCCACAGCAGCACAACGGCAUGGACGAAGAUGUCAUGGAAUUUUUGUAGAAUGUACGAGUGAGCUCUGGAGGCUGUGCAUCUUGUCCCGAUUGUUCUUCCGCAUUUGUGACUGUUCUUGCUUGGCUGGGUGAUGAGUUUGCUAUAAUAGUUUCUGCCUAACUGCUUUGAUUAUUGAGAUCAGAUCAGACUUUUUUUAAAGCAAGGGGGGCGAAACUAGCCACCGCCUAGCUGAGCCUGAAACAGUACGGUACCGGUUGGUGCAUGCGAGAAGCCAGCUGUGGGGCAAGGUUGGAAAUAGGGUGACCGGCAGGGAUGGUGAGGGCCGGAACAUCAGGAAGGGGUGGUCCCGACAGAACCCUAGAGGAACCAAAUCAUUCACAUGCAAUAGAACCGAGAUCAUUGCAGAUUUCAUUGUGGCGGCGGAUGUAGUGAUGUGUGCAGCUGUGUAUACGUACGGUAUGUUGUGAGCGUGUCGUGUGUUGGCCAAUAUUCAGUUGUCUUGGUGCGAGUCGAGCGGAGAAACUGUGGAUCAUUGUUUCGUAGGUGUUGGACCCGGAGGCGAGCCAAAGCCGGCGUUGUGCUCUGUGUGAACUUGGAAGGUGUCAAAGUUUCCCUCAGCUAGCAAAUGACUGCGUCUGUUACAAAACCUUUCCUACCCAAUAUCGUUCUAAAAGAAUCUAUAAGUACAAGAGCAGAUUUUUCUAUUAAGUUAUGAAAGGCAGUGAACUUUCA